CUUAGAUUUGCGCGGCGCGUUCGGUUCUGAACCUUACCGGUUCACGCCCUCAACCUCGUCGAUCAUAUGGAAUAUUCGUAUCCGCCAGCCUCUGCAUUUGCCCGACGUCAGAUUUGAUCGAUCAUUUACCAAUUGCCAUCGCCACUCCCGACAACCACCACGAACUUCGCGACCGCUCCCGAUCGACGUCACUGGGGUUGACGCGCCGUCAGCGCAUACAGCAUAGGCAUGCACCGCGCGCCCUUACGAACUGUGCAGGGACCUUGAAGCAGCUGGGAAGCAACGGAGAAUCGUACAGACGCCUCGAACUAGGCCAAUUGGCGCCGUCGCGAUGGAUGACGAGGAUCGCUACUCCGCGAGCUCUGCGGAUUCGGACCGCGACAACGACAAUGACAACGAUAACGAGCCUGAGCAAGACAAUGAUGCAGACGAAGUGAUGGAGGAUGCCGAUGAUGGCAACGACGACGUCGACGAUGACAACAACGACGAUGAUGACGAUGACGACGCUGAUGGAGACGGCGAUGGCGAUGGUGACGGAGACGGCGAUGGCGAUGGCGAUGGCGAUGGCGACGGCGACGGAGACGAUGACAACAAUGACGACAACAUCGAGGGGGAUAACAAUGAAGCCGGCGAUCAGACCACUGGAGACAAAGCGUCGACCAGCGGUACGGCAAACGAGCAGUCACAGCAGGAUUCCGAGGCGAAUGGUGACACGGGUGGUCGACAGGCAGAUCAAGAGGGUGCCGACACGACUGCGACGACGCCUAAACCGCUGGGUCCGAAACGACGGACCAUCGCACCGGAUCUCCUGACGGCGAGGACGUAUGAUAUUAUCCCUACAAUGGCCGCUCCGCAAGCAACGAGCAUCAACGCCAUGGCCAUCACCCCGGACUUGCGAUAUUGGUUUACAGGAGGGUCAGACGGGUAUAUCAGGAAAUACGACGGUCCCGGGACGAUCAAUGGCAAAUUACCAUUGACAGUAGCACAACGCCACCCCUUUGUUGAUAGCGUGACCAAGGCAGGCAUUCUCAUGUCGUACUGGGAGAAUGAAGAGAUCAAGAGCAACGACGCCGACCAGAUGCUUUCGCCGGUGUACUCGCUAGCUGUCCAGUCGCAGGCACUGUGGCUCCUGUCUGGCACCGAGCUGGGAGGUAUCAAUCUGCAAUCUGUGCGGCACGACGAGGGUAAAAAGAUCCACUGCCUCAAGCAGCACUCGUCCGCUGUCAGCGUCUUGACACUCGCGCCGGACGAGACCAGUGUUCUCAGUGGAAGCUGGGACAAGACGAUUUUGGACUGGGACUUGAACACGGGGGAUGUUAUCCGCAAAUUUGACGGCAUGGGUGGACAGAUCUCGGCAGUAGAGUUACGGCCUGAGGGGGGAGACGUGAUACCUGUGGUGGAGGAUGAGCUACCUGUGCCGACGGGCACGAUUUCCACGAACAAUGGGGCCCCGCCUGUCAAUGGCAGCUUCAGCGACAAUCUCUUCGAUGGGCCUAGUGGGCCAGGCCAGGACUCGCUGUUCGGCAAUGAGGGCCAGAACAGUCCAGCACACGAGAGCUUGUUCGGAGGCGGUAGUGACGAUGCGGGCAGUCUCUUUGGAGAAACCAAUGGCGACCAGCCGUUUGGCAACGACGAGGAUGACUACAACAAUGAAAUGGGUAUGAACAUGAUGAACGCUGGUCAAGGCAACGACGACGGCAUGGAUCACUCGGCAGACAUGGCCAUGGCCGGCAUGGAUGGUCCCAAGGAUGAUGGAGCAGAUGGUCAGCAGAAAGCUGCCGACGGCAUGGAUGUGGACGCAAAACCUCCGCCGCAAAACGAGUCGACGGAGCCUCAAGCCGCAGAAGCGAGCCAGAACACACAGCCGGGCGAUAUGUCGCAGGAGCAGCUCAAGCUUGCGGGUGAGCUCAAGCAAGAGGAGGACAGUGGGCAGGUCGCCGACGCGCCAACGUCCCCGAAAUACGUACAUCAGGAUCAUCCCUCCACAGGCGAUGAUCCGUCACUCAUGUCACGCGAUAUCUUUCUCUCGGCAGCCAUUGACGGCUCGAUACGCAUCUGGGACCGGCGAGUGCCCAACCCUGUUGCAAAGAUUGGCACGCGCGUCGGCGUGCCGCCCUGGUGUAUGAGUGCGUGCUGGAGUCCUAGCGGGAACAUGAUCUACGCCGGGCGAAGGAAUGGAACAGUCGAGGAGUUCGACGUGCGCAAGGCAAGGAGAGGGUGGGAACCGGAGCGAACACUCAAGUUCCCGGCUGGCAGUGGCGCUGUGAGCGCUGUGAAGCCCAUGAUGAACGGACGGCAUCUAGUGUGCGCAUCGCAUGAUAUUCUGCGGCUCUAUGAUCUUCGUGAGCAGUCAAAGGGAUCCAAGCAUGCCGCUGUGCCGUUCUUGAUUAUCCCGGGACCUCCUCGCGCUGGCGUCAUCUCGAGUCUAUAUGUCGACCCGACGAGCAGGUUCAUGCUCAGUGCAGCGGGCACACGCGGCUGGGAGGGAACAUGCACCGAGGCAUUGGUCGGGUAUGAAAUCAACGUACCCAAGUAGGCGCGUGCAAAUUAAUCACACGGAUGGCGUUUGUGGGCUUGGAGGCAUUCGUAUCCGGAGUAGAGGCUUGGAUAUAAAUACCCGUUGGACUGUCUUUUAUUUGCUUAUAGAGUGUAAGGGUGCCUCAAAAGAAGAUUGUUUUUAACAAAACACAAAGACAAAGACGACGUGACAAAGCAAUUGUUCCAAUUCAC
Molecule: messenger RNA, 2730 nt
Organism: Emericellopsis atlantica
Lineage: Eukaryota; Fungi; Ascomycota; Sordariomycetes; Hypocreales; Bionectriaceae
Product: WD40-repeat-containing domain protein
Exons: 2
Coding region: 332-2536 (734 amino acids)
Biological process (GO): chromatin organization; regulation of transcription by RNA polymerase II
Cellular component (GO): SAGA complex
Molecular function (GO): TBP-class protein binding; transcription coregulator activity
Source: RefSeq, a predicted model, not a curated record